AUGUAUAGGAUACAGUUUUCAGUUCUCAUUCUAGUCCUUAAAUGCAGGCAGCAGGGACCAAAGAGUCAUUGUUCUGUUAAGACCGCUCGAGAGAUUUCAGCAGCAAUGGCAAGAACCAAGCAGACCGCUCGUAAAUCUACUGGAGGCAAAGCCCCAAGGAAGCAGCUCGCUACUAAAGCCGCCCGUAAGAGCGCCCCGGCCACCGGUGGAGUGAAGAAGCCUCAUCGUUACAGGCCCGGCACCGUGGCUCUGAGAGAGAUCCGCCGUUACCAGAAAUCAACCGAGCUGCUGAUCCGCAAACUUCCCUUCCAGCGUCUGGUGAGAGAAAUCGCUCAGGACUUCAAGACGGAUCUGCGCUUCCAGAGCUCUGCUGUCAUGGCCCUGCAGGAGUCCAGUGAGGCUUACUUGGUCGGUCUGUUCGAGGAUACCAACCUGUGCGCCAUCCACGCCAAGAGAGUCACCAUCAUGCCCAAAGACAUCCAGCUGGCCCGCCGUAUCCGUGGAGAGCGCGCUUAAAACCGCAUUACAACAUAAACCCCAACGGCUCUUUUAAGAGCCACUAAA
Molecule: messenger RNA, 564 nt
Organism: Misgurnus anguillicaudatus (oriental weatherfish)
Lineage: Eukaryota; Metazoa; Chordata; Actinopteri; Cypriniformes; Cobitidae
Product: histone H3-like
Cellular component (GO): nucleosome
Molecular function (GO): structural constituent of chromatin; protein heterodimerization activity; DNA binding
Source: RefSeq, a predicted model, not a curated record